AAGCAGACAAAGAGAGGAUCAGCCUGCUGGUAUCAGUGUGAGCUCCACUUUCCUCUUUUUAUGCAGACUUGUAACAUACAGUCAGAGGAUGAUCAGUGACGGAUGUUCAGCGUCUUUUGUGGUCUUUUGUUUCCUGUGGAGGAUCAUUCCUGUCAGAGGAGAUGCUGACGUGUCCUGUGUUUUUAUGGAGAGAUGCAUCUUACCGUGCAGUUUCCAGAGCGGCUUUGAUGGUAUCAUCCACUGGUUUCAGGUGACAGAGAGAGACCUCUACGUGCACUCAUUCUACCUCAACAAAGACCAGCUUGGACACCAGGACCAGCGCUUCAGAAACAGGACUUCAGUGUUCAAUGAUCAGAUCUCCAGAGGAAACGCCUCACUGCAGCUGACAGGGGUCAAGGUCCAGGACCAGGGCAGAUAUAAGUGCCACACCAGCACCAUCAGAGGAGACCAGGAUUCAUUUAUUAACCUAAAAGUGGACGCUCUGGUGCAUGAAGUCAACAUCCAGCAGGUAGGAAACAGAAUCACCUGCAGCUCAGAGGGGAUCUACCCCAAGCCUGAGCUCAUCUGGUCCACCAGCCCUCCAUCCGGCAAAUACACAGCUCAGCAGAUGGAACAGCAGACUCAUCAGCAUCUUUACAACAUCAGCAGUUUUCUGUUAUAUUCACACAGUGAUGCAGCUGUGGGCUACAGCUGCACAGUCAGCACUCGCAGAAACAGGAGGACGGCAACUUGGAGGCAGCUGACUUCAGUUAUUGACGGCUACUCUGAAACAACGAUCUCCUGCUCCAACUUAAGCCCUUCACUAACAAGUCUUACCUGGAGAUUCAACCACAGUCAGACCAUCCUGACACAGAGCGGGUCUGAUGGCAGCCACACCGUCUCAGAGGGGUGGAAGCAGCAUGUGAAGGAUGUAUCAGAGUCAGGCAGCCUCACACUGCAGGACUUAUCUUCAGAUCAGGAGGGAACAUACACGUGUGAGCUCAGCGAUGCUGAGGAGACGCACGUAAUCAACACCUUUCUAAAGAUACACAAUAUUAACGACAGCACAGCCAUGCCACUGUGGGUUAGCAUUUUAAUAGCAGUAACAGCUGCAAUGAUAGAAGCCUUCCUGCUGCUGUGCCUGCUGUUCUAUCAACAGAAAAAGGGUCAUCAGAAGAAAAACUGCAAAGAGCCACGAAAUGCAAAGAGCCGAGCACUCACUCAGCUAGAAACGGUGAACGCUGAUGCAGGCGAGGACACGACCACAGCGAUGCUUCAUCACAGAAGCUCCACGUGUGACUUUUGUUGAGGAUUAUUUUGUCCAAGGAUCCAUGUUCUUUGUCCAGGGAAAAACUAACAACUCCACACACACAAACCUCAGGGUUCAAAACUCAGAAACAAAAGUGUAACUUUGCGGACUGUAACAUCACGUUUUUAUGAUGGUUUCAUUUUGACUCACUUCAUCUGA
This is a messenger RNA of Archocentrus centrarchus (flier cichlid), 1447 nucleotides long. RefSeq names its product V-set domain-containing T-cell activation inhibitor 1-like. Gene Ontology annotation, cellular component: external side of plasma membrane. Bases 89 to 1288 code for a protein of 399 amino acids. The transcript has 7 exons. NCBI's taxonomy places the organism in Eukaryota, Metazoa, Chordata, Actinopteri, Cichliformes, Cichlidae. Gene Ontology annotation, biological process: cellular response to lipopolysaccharide; positive regulation of T cell proliferation; negative regulation of T cell proliferation. The record is from RefSeq and is a predicted model, not a curated record.